GUCACAGUGCCAGAGUCAGGAGGACACCAAAGGAACACAGCACUUGAGGGGCAGACACCGAGGCAGGCAUCUCCCCACACCAGACCCAGAUCCUGUGAGCUGGUAAAGUCAGACUGCAAGAAAUCCACACUGAAGCAGCAAAGCUGCAUGGGAUGAAACAUAAACAUAUAAAACGCAAGGACAUGCACCGAGUGACUAAUUACAUAGCUGCUGUAAAUUAAAAUUCAUUAGCUGUGAACAACAGAAGAGGAAAAGCCACAUGCUGAUAUAAUCAUUCAGAAGCAGCUGCUUGGCUGAUCAAAUCCAGUUGGCUUUGUAAACCCAGGCUGUUGACAUGUGCAGAACCUAUUAGGCACUGAAGCAGAUCAGCCCAAACCUUUCUACAGUUACCUGACUGUUGCAUGAAUUACAUCCAGAAGCCAAUGCUUUAGUGAGUGUGUCCUCACCUCAGGGCCUAAGGAGUCAGCAGGACCGAGCAGCUGAGAAGUCUUGCAGGGAGCAGUAGAGAUGGCAGAUCUUCUCGACCCCAAAGGAUAUUUUCCUCCUAGUAAAAGAGAGAAUAAAGGCGCCGGGGGCCGGGCCGGAGGCGGUGCUGGUAGCCGGGCCGAGCACAGCAGCAUGUCGCCGCUCCGUGUGUGCAUCGUGGGUUCGGGAAACUGGGGAUCAGCCAUAGCAAUAAUCAUUGGCAAAAAUGUCCAGAAGUCCAACAGAUUUGAUCCUACUGUCAACAUGUGGGUAUUUGAAGAGAUCAUCAAUAGAAGAAAGCUCUCAGAAAUAAUCAACAAAGAACAUCAGAAUGUUAAGUAUCUCCCUGGAAGCAUGUUGCCCCAAAAUGUGGUGGCUGUACCAGACUUGGCUGAAGCAGUGAGAGGGACAGAUAUCUUAGUGUUUGUCCUACCACAUCAGUUCAUCAAACAAACCUGUGAGGGCAUGGCAGAUCACAUCAAGCCUGGAGCAUUCGGGAUUUCACUCAUCAAGGGGAUUGAUGAGGGUCCUGAAGGCCUGAAACUCAUAUCGGACCUCAUUCGAGAGAAGCUGAACAUAGAAAUCAGCGUUCUUAUGGGAGCCAACAUUGCCAAUGAAGUGGCAGAAGAGAAGUUCUGUGAAACCACCAUUGGGUGCAAAAACGAGAAACAAGGGCAGAUCUUUAAGGAAUUACUGCAAACUCCCAACUUCAGGAUUACCGUGGUGCCUGACUCUGAAACAGUGGAGAUCUGUGGAGCCUUAAAAAACAUCGUAGCAGUGGGAGCCGGCUUCUGCGACGGACUGGACUUCGGUGGUAACACAAAGGCAGCAGUGAUCCGUUUAGGCCUUAUGGAAAUGGUGGCCUUUGCCCAGAUCUUCUGUAAGGGACCUGUGUCAGUAUCUACUUUCCUGGAAAGCUGUGGGGUUGCUGACCUAAUCACUACCUGCUACGGAGGACGCAACAGAAAAGUGGCAGAGGCCUUUGUUCGCACAGGAAAAUCCAUCGAGGAAUUGGAAAACGAGAUGCUGAAUGGACAAAAACUACAAGGUCCUCCGACUUCAGCUGAAGUCUACAAGAUUCUGAAAGAGAAGAAGAUGCUUGAAAAGUUUCCAUUGUUCACAACCAUCUACAAGAUCUGCUACGAGGGUGAACCAGUCCAGAAUUUCAUCUCGUGCCUGCAGAACCACCCAGCGCACCAUUAGGAAUUGGCUCUCCCCACCUGGUUGUUUUCUUCAUCUUAGCAAGACUUUUAUCCACUCCACAGCAAAUAAAGUAGACAAAUAGAUUGUGUGGCAACGCUUGCUGUAAGAGCAACACAGAAUGUAUUUCAGUAUCCUCGUUCUGAGGGUGAAAAAUCUGCCUUCUAACAUUAUAUCCACUGAACAGGGAAAUGUAAAGAUCUGUUUUUGCUUUGAGAGAGCAGUCUGAACACUUACUUGCCUGCAAUUACUUUCAUGUUGGUUGAAAAUGGCGCCCCUCAUCAUUUUCCUGACAGGAGUUCAAUUCAGUGCUUUGCUUUCUCAUAUUUGUUACUGAACAGCAGGAGAUGCAGAACAGUUAAAGAACGCAUCAAAACAGGAAUGAGAGUUACGAGGUCCUACAGCAAUAAGACACACUCACACCGGCCAAUACGGGAUUCGCAAUUCCCCUCCAAUACAAACAGCAAAACAUUCUGUAUUUUGAGAUGUUUAGUCCUUCCUUGAACAUUUCCUAUCAUAGGGUGCUUUGGAAAACCAGGUAUUGCUGCUGUGCUGAGACACACACGAAUGUUCUGCAGAUGUACAAAGAAAAGAGUUUUAGGGGUGGGGGAGGAAGGAAGGGCCUUUUUUAUUCAGGAUACACAGAACCUCCAAUACUAAUCUGAUUUCCUUACAUCCACUGCACUGCUGAUGAACAGAAGAAAAACAUAAAGGGGAAUGACCAGAACCAUUCAUGUGAGUGUUAGCAUUUCUGAGCAAGUGUUACCCACUGGUAUUCCUGCCGGCCGGGAGGGGAAAGCUGAAGAGACAGCUGGGAUACACGCACAGCUCAGCCUGCAGAGCGCUGUCACUCUGACGACACAGAAGCAGCAAUGGACCACUCUGCAUGCCCUGACUUUGCAGACAUGCACAAAAUCGACCGCUACUGACGCACAGCAUUCCUUGUCCAAUCGGAUCCAAAGCCGGGCUGCAUUUCAGCUCCACCAGGAAACACCCAGGACUGACACAACUGAACUGCAUUUAUCUUCCCAUGGACUGCACCGCAGGCGAUGCCCCGACCCCACUGCAGAGCCUGAAGGGAGGCAGCCCUCUCUGCUUCUGAGUUUUACACACCAACUGGUUCUCAAACCAGCUCUUAAUUUUAUUACCAGCGCCAUUCAUUUUGGAAACACCCCUGUCUUUUAAACUGGAUCGGGAAACUUCACCCAGCUGAUGUUUUUCAGUGCUAAGGCCAGCUGUGAAAUAAAGAGCAUCACAUUUUCUAAGCUUUAAUACCCUUCUGGAAAGAUUCAUAUUAGGAAAGAUGGCGAGCAGAAAGGAAGAGUAACCUACUUUUGCUUUGCUUUAUCUGAUUUUCCAGAAGAGCAGAGGGGAACACAAGGGGCUUUUUAAUCUGUAUUCAAAUGACAAAUUAGUUUGAAAAAUAAACC
This is a messenger RNA of Coturnix japonica (Japanese quail), 3095 nucleotides long. Lineage: Eukaryota; Metazoa; Chordata; Aves; Galliformes; Phasianidae. The record is from RefSeq and is a predicted model, not a curated record.